Molecule: messenger RNA, 1141 nt
Organism: Physella acuta
Lineage: Eukaryota; Metazoa; Mollusca; Gastropoda; Physidae
Product: protein FRA10AC1 homolog
Source: RefSeq, a predicted model, not a curated record
UUGACUUCAUUGCUGAAAAGUUCAGACGAGCGAAUGUUGAAUGUUGUAGAUCUAUUAUGGUUGAUAAGAUCGAUUUCUCAGAGGUGCCAAAAGAUGUAGGAGAUGAGUAUGAUUCAGCCUUUGAGUCGGAGAUUAAAUCUAAAAGGCAGGUUGACAAAGGCCUUGUGAAGGAGAGAAAAAGUCAAACCAAAGUUGCAAGCAAGCGUCAACUGGAGGAUGAAUUGAUUAGAGAAGAGGGCAAAGCCUACAGAUAUCAUGCAGUGGCCAAGGAUGUUUACAGCAGGCAUAAAGAAUACAUCAACAACUACCUGCACUACUACGGUGGCUCGCAGGUGGACCUAAGGAGGGACACGUCAAGGGACAGACGGGAUGCAGAUGUCAUCAAAGACAACCAUCAAUUUUUAUGGGAGGAAGAUGAUCCAGUGGACAGUUGGUUAAGACAUAUUACAUCUACCAUCCUGUCUCUCCAUCUACCAUCCUGUCUCUCCAUCUACCAUCCUGUCUCCAUCUACCAUGUCAAGUAUCACAUAGGUUUGACCAGCUGUUUCCUAUUGCAGGUUGGCAUGCGCUGGAGAACACAACAGGAAGUUGUUGACGGCAUUGGCCAGUUCGCCUGUGGUAACAAAAAGUGCAGGGAGAGAGAAGGCCUUAGAAGUUGGGAAGUUAACUUUGGCUACAUGGAGGCCGGGCUCAAGAAAAAUGCUCUUAUCAAGUUACGCUUGUGUCCUGACUGUUCUUACAAGCUCAACUAUCAUCACAAACACAAGGAGGCGACACAGAAGGUGCCACAGAAGGCAAGCUCACCUCCCCCAGAAAACAAGAGGACCUGCUAUUCAGUGGAGGACGCUGUCAAGCCUGAGAAGAGUGGGGGGACGUCAGAGCAGGAAGGACCUGGGGUUUGGAGUGAAGCUGUCAGUUUGGGAGAAAUCAUGUCCAGGGAGGACGAGUUUGAUAGCUACUUCACGGACAUGUUUUUAUGACCUACUCAUGGCACUGAAGAGGAUGAUGUUAGCAGCAACAGAUGGACUGACUAGCAGGUGUUUGACUGGCAGGUGUUUGGCUGGCUGAUACACACCUGACUACCAGUGUACCAAAUAGUUCCAACUUUAGAAAAUUUGUAAUAAAUACUUUAACAGCAUCA